GCCGCAUUGCGUUCAAAGCGAUGCAAGCCCUUCAACCCUUUGCUCGUGCCAUGGACGGGAUCUGCAUUGAGCAUUUAUUGCAACGGCCGUCCAGCCUCUGACUCUCGUGCAUACCCUGCCAUCCUACCAUCAUGCGCGACCUCAUCCUGUCAAACGUACUGUCAAGUGUACCUGCUGCGCUGAGCUUCUUCCUGGCUGUCGUCAGGAGUACGAGUACGGCCACGGCCAUAGCGGUCAACAAGACCAGCCUGGGUGAUGCGGUCUCUCUUAUCGACUGGAGGAAUUACGCACCUCGCAAGUGCAUUUUCAGCAACUACCAUUGCCUCACCGUCGAGAACUACGAUGGGGACUUCGGCUUCACCAAGCUAAACUGCCAGGUCAGCCUGACGUACGAGGCUAAUGUGAACAGUAAGCUCUUUACGAAAGCGUCGAGCCCGCAGUUUCACACAAACUGAAAGCCCGUGGGGGUCAGAGACUACCUACUUGUUCAAUAGUCGGUCUCAUGG
Messenger RNA from Jaminaea rosea, 506 nucleotides. RefSeq lists its product as hypothetical. The record is from RefSeq and is a predicted model, not a curated record. NCBI's taxonomy places the organism in Eukaryota, Fungi, Basidiomycota, Exobasidiomycetes, Microstromatales. The coding region runs from base 132 to 455 and encodes 107 amino acids. The transcript is spliced from 2 exons.